Psammomys obesus (fat sand rat) is the source of this 4323-nucleotide messenger RNA. It is a transcript of the gene Proser1, whose product is annotated as proline and serine rich 1. The record is from RefSeq and is a predicted model, not a curated record. The transcript is spliced from 13 exons. The coding region runs from base 466 to 3204 and encodes 912 amino acids. NCBI's taxonomy places the organism in Eukaryota, Metazoa, Chordata, Mammalia, Rodentia, Muridae.
UCCCGGAAGCUAGGAGAAAGGCUAACAAAGGACCUGCGGGGCCGCCGGCUGCCGGAGCUGCGGGACCCAGGAGUCGGGCGAAGCCGGCGGGAGCUGAGCGUCUGCGGGGCCACGUGUCCGGACAGCAGCGGUGAGCGGCGCGUGGCUCGGCGGCCUUCCCCGGGAGCGCCCGGCCCUCGGCGCCCUCUGGAGCCCUGAUUUCUGCAAACGCACCAGCCGGCUCGGCUCUGAGCAGCUGAAGCUGCGUGCGAAGAAGCUACUGAAGUUUGAUUUUAAUUAAAAAAAAAAAAAAACUUUUUCCAAGUUUCCGCCUUGGGAUUUUUGUUUUGUUUUGGUGCAGUUUGCAAUACUCUACCUCUUCGCCUCCUUUCUUCUUUUGAUGUAUUUUCCGCGGGUCGGACCUGGGAUGAACGUUUCGUAAUUGCAAGUAGAAUAGUGAGAAGCUACGUCGGAAUAGUACUCAGGAUGGACAAAAAGUCCUUUGAAACGGUUCUGGAUGAAAUUCGAAAGGCUGUUUUGACAGAAUAUAAAUUAAAAGCAAUUGAAUAUGUUCAUGGGUACUUCUCCAGUGAACAGGUGGUUGACCUCCUAAGGUACUUCUCCUGGGCAGAACCACAGCUGAAGGCCAUGAAAGCACUACAGCAUAAAAUGGUGGCCGUCCACCCAGCGGAAGUGGUCAGCAUCCUCAGCUGUUUUACCUUCAGUAAAGACAAGCUGGCUGCCCUGGAGCUGUUGGCCUCAAACAUCGUGGACGCACAGAACUCUCGUCCCAUAGAAGAUUUAUUCAGGAUCAACAUGUCUGAGAAGAAACGGUGCAAGAGAGUCCUGGAGCAGGCUUCCAAAGCAGGCUGCAAAGCCCCUCACGCCAUGAUAUCUUCAUGUGGAACCAUCCCAGGAAACCCCUAUCCCAAAGGAAAACCUAGCCGCAUAAAUGGAAUUUUCCCUGGAACUCCUCUGAAGAAGGAUGGUGAAGAAAGUACUAAUGAAGGCAAAGGAAUAGCAGCGCGGAUUCUUGGACCAUCCAAACCACCUCCCUCAACGUACAAUCCACACAAACCUGUCCCCUACCCAAUACCUCCGUGCCGGCCACACGCAACUAUUGCACCAAGUGCUUAUAACAAUGCGGGUCUGGUACCACUAGCCAAUGUGAUAGCUCCAGGUGUUCCUCCCCCACCGCCAUACACUCCAAAUCCAGUAGGAACAGACAAUGAAGACCUCUCCAGCCAGUCAAAACCUACACAGAGUCAGACAUUUUCCACCCCAGCAAGUCAACUCUUCUCUCCUCAUGGUUCUAAUCCUUCAACUCCUGCUGCAACUCCCGUGCCUGCCGUGUCCCCAGCCAAGGCAGUGAACCAUCCAUCGGCGUCAGCAGCUGCCACUGGGGCCGGAAUGAGUGCUCCCAACACUGCCCUGUCCGUGUUCCCAAUGCCGCAGCCAUCCACACCCAGCCUGACUGUAAUCCGGACUCCCUCGGUGCCGGCAACGCCUGUCACUUCCACCCACAGCGCCAUACCUGCGCCUGUCCCUUCCAUUUUUUCUGGCCUAGUGCCACUGCCAGGUCCAUCUGCCACGCCCAGCCCAGCCCCUCAGGCCAGCUCCACACCAAGGCUCACUCUGGCUUCCAGUGAGACGUUCGCUUCUACUUGUGCCCCAUUCACCAGCCACUCGUUGGCCAGCUCGACUGCUGGGUCAGCCAGUAACCCGAGCACAGCUUCCCUGUCCUCGGUCUUCGCGGGUCUGCCUCUGCCCUUCCCGCCGGCAUCCCAGGGCAUGGCCACCCCCACUCCCUCCGUCAUUUCCAGUGCCGCGGGCCCACACAGCAUCAACAGUCCCCUUCUGUCUGCCUUAAAAGGCUUUCUAACGUCAAAUGACACACACCUACUGAAUUCCUCUGCCUUGCCGUCUGCGGUCACUAGUGGGCUGGCUUCAUUAUCCUCCCUUCCCGGCCGAAACUCGGAUUCUCCUGCCUCAGCCACUACCAAGUGCUAUCCCCCUGCGCCCGUCCCCGCUGCACAGAGGUCUUCCACCCCGGGGCUGGCCAUGUUCCCAGGCCUGCAGUCCCCUGCGGCCAGCGCUACCUCGGCCACCCCCACGCUGCCUGCCCCGUCCCCGUUAGCUCCCCCCGCCUCCACGGCAGUGCCGGUGAGCUGUGGCUCUUCAGGCUCGCUUCUGCACGGGCCCCAUGCAGGUGGCACCUCGUCUGCCCCUGCUGCGGCACCCAUGCCUGUUAUGAUCAAAACUGAGCCCACGAGCCCCCCGCCCUCGGCCUUCAAAGGCCCAGCUCAUCCCGGGACUCCUGCUCGCGGUGCCUUGGGCCUGUCGGGGGCCCUGGGCCGUGGGUACCCCGUGACCUCAGUGCCCAUCAGUGUGUCCACUUGCCUUAACUCUGCGCUGUCGGGGCUCUCCAGCCUGAGUACCCCCUUGGCCGGUUCCAUGCCCCUUGCACCACACGCGUCCUCCACACCCAUCGCCCCCGUGUUCACUGCUCUUCCUCCCUUCACUUCGUUGACCAACAGUUUCCCUCUCCCGGGUGGUCCCUCCCUCAGUCCCGCUGUGUCCCUCGCGGGGCCACCAACCACCACAUCUGCAGCCGUGCACCCCAGCUCCGCGACCAUGCGCACAGUGCUGCCCACCUCUAAUGCCUCGCCCGCGGCCUUCCCACUCAACCUGUCCACUGCUGUGCCCUCGCUCUUUGCGGUCACCCAGGGCCCGCUGCCUGCCUCUAACCCCUCCUACCCUGGCUUCCCCGUCUCCAGUGCCCCAAGUGGUGCUCCCGCGCUGCCCUCGUUCCCGGGGCUGCAGGCCCCCUCCACGGUAGCAGUUACCCCACUGCCGGUGGCUGCCUCGGCUCCAUCGCCCGCGCCUGUGCUCCCUGGUUUUGCCUCCGCCUUCAGUUCUAACUUCAACUCCGCCCUGGUGGCACAAGCCGGUUUGUCAUCUGGACUCCAAGCUGCAGGAAGCUCUGUUUUCCCGGGCCUUCUGUCCCUCCCAGGUAUCCCUGGGUUUUCCCAGACUCCUUCACAGUCAUCCCUGCAAGAGCUACAGCACAGCGCAGCUGCGCAGUCGGCUUUGUUACAGCAGGUCCAUUCGGCAUCUGCUCUGGAGAGCUACCCGGCCCAGCCAGACGGGUUCCCUAGCUAUCCUUCCACGCCGGGAACACCAUUUUCUCUGCAACCAGGCCUAUCCCAAAGCGGAUGGCAAUGAGUUUAAACAUGUUUAUUCUCCUUGGGAGCAACAUGAAAUUUGCCCCAAGAACUGCAGUGAACAAUCUGACAGAUAUGAAACUGGCCAGUAGUCUGAAAAGGAGUAUCCUUGAGGACACUGGGACAGAAUUUACAAGUUCAGGUUGCAUUUUUAAAGUGCUUGUAAGUAAGAACCCUUACUCCUGUAUAUGUAUAUAUGCAGACAAUGAAUUGUAUGGAGAAUAGUAUUUUAAAAGUAUUUGGGGACUUUUCACCUCCCUUCCUACAAAGCUUUGAAUUGUGUGAGCGAUCUACAUAGACUGUUGAAGAGGAGACGGAAGUCUUUAAAGCCGAAUACAGCCUUAAGUCUGCUUGUGUCGCCUCCAUGGACGGAAGUGAUGGUUGUGCCUCAGGCUGCAUGUGGCCCUGGGGAGUUGCUAUUCUUCGGAUGCAUGUUAGCAUCAGCUGGAACGCAGUGCUCCGUACGUGUCUACAAAGGGGGACUUGAGAUGACUGUUAUUUAUUAUCAAUAGUCAGACUGCUGAAUUUAACUCAAUGUAUUUCAGGAAAGUAAAAAUGGUGCUUACCGUAGUCUUUAGAAUGACUUUCAGGUGUUUUAAAAAAAAUGUAUACCCAGAACUACUUUCUUACAGGUCUAUAAGGGAGCCUGAGGAUGAUUUGGCAAAACAUUUUUCAUACUCUCAGCAGUAUGCCCACAAGUGAGUCCCAGGCCACCACUGUUACUUACUCCUUGUACCCUGGAAGCUCUUGGUGAAUGUUUACAAUCACGGGAUGAAUUUCUACUCAAGCUCGACUAAAAUAAACGCGCAGCAGCAAUAGCGAAGACCCGCUCUGUCAGUGGGCGCCGUGGGCGCUGAGGACCUGUGCUGGCGGACCGUGGCUCCUGUCGUCCUGGGCAGGGUCUGCCGCACUGGCAGUGGGGGCAGUAGGGAGAAUGUAAGCCGUAGAAUCUACUGUAGUGCAUCUCAACACCUAGAAGUUCUACUUUUAUAAAGAUGGUGUCUGGAAGAUGUUGCAAAUGUAUUUUCCUUCAACGCGGGGAACAAGCUUUUUAAGUCUAUUGAAUAAUACUGUACGGUUAGUUUUUAACAUUUUUAAAAAAUAAACUUUAUGGAUAUGA